Aedes albopictus (Asian tiger mosquito) is the source of this 3657-nucleotide messenger RNA. RefSeq lists its product as uncharacterized. Gene Ontology annotation, biological process: transmembrane transport. Gene Ontology annotation, cellular component: membrane. NCBI's taxonomy places the organism in Eukaryota, Metazoa, Arthropoda, Insecta, Diptera, Culicidae. The record is from RefSeq and is a predicted model, not a curated record. Bases 1759 to 3657 code for a protein of 632 amino acids. Gene Ontology annotation, molecular function: monocarboxylic acid transmembrane transporter activity. The transcript is spliced from 6 exons.
UUCUCAAAACCUCUAGAAGACUGAUUGGUCUUCAAAACGUUGGUUGGGCUGUUAUCCAUAGUGCUAGCAAUACAAUGAGGAGUUCUGUUUGACGUUAUAGGACAUUGCAAGGUUUGCAAAAGCAUUAAAGCUCUUUAGAGCCUACUACAGUCACCAUUCAAUCUACGAUUGCGAGUUCCACCAAAACCACAGAGAUGUAGAUUUUUAAAUAAAAUAUUUAGACCCUCCUAAAACCUUGCGGGUUAAUCACUGCAACAUAACAAUUUGUGCUUGGCUGUAUCUUGAUUGAAAACAUGUGCUAGUUUUUGGUCUUCGGAUGAACUUGACUGAGAAUGGAGCUGCUGUUGAUUGCAUGAUCAGAGGCCAGUCAAGUGGUAUUCCAAUGGUAAUUGGAAAAUAAAUGGUCAUCAAGCUCGCUUCAGGGUAAAACAUUAUUAAAGGGCAUUCAUUACGAAACGGCAGUUUCCCAUUAAAAUACAUGGCAAUGCACUGACAGCAUGGCUUACAAUAUGUACCAAUUGUACAAGUACAAACUUUUGUAAAAAUAAUUGUUAGACGCGAUCUUUUCUUUUCUUGUAGUGAUGAUCUUAGUGGUUAAGUCGAAUGCUCAUUCUAAGACAGAUUAUUAUUUCUCAACGAGAUCACGUAUCAGAACGUGCUUCGUAUAAAUGCAUGGAACAAAUAUAUUGUCGUCGCGGUUGAAACCCGAAGUUUCCCCACACCCGACAAUCGAAUUUUCUCAAAAUCCGUUCGUGAAAGCUAACGUCGGACGUAGUGCGCUGGACAGCGGACCUGGCCCUGUAUCCAGCGCACUGUGCCCGACGUACGUCCGACACACGGUUUAGGAGAAACAUCGAUUUUCGCGUGUCAAAAAUUCCGAUUUUCAACUGCACGAACAAUACUACCGUUCGGGGACAAUGCGCCACCAUGAACAGGAAUGCCAGAGCGAAACCUUUUCUCGUCUCUAAGGACCUGGAACUUGUAACUCUCUUAAGCUAUACUUUGAAAACUAAAACUUCUUUAGAAGUUUCAGAAUUUCUAAUUGUAUAAAUUUGUAAACCAAAUUGUUUGAACAGAGAACUGCACAUCUUCUCAAGGAUCUGCAAAUCCUCGUUGUAGGUCACACCUCCAUCGGAACCUUGAAUGCAAUCCUCUCUCUAUCACAACCCCAUUGGAAAAUUUAUUUAGUGAUAGGCUCGUUCUUCAAAUCGGCGGCGGCGAUGCAUGUGCUUCGCCCUGUACACUAAACUAUCUCCUCAUUCAUUCCGCCCGCACGCGAUUAGCUGGAUUAAUCCACCUAGAAGAACUUAUCGGACCACUCUCGCCAUUGUAACACGCAUCCAUCGAAUGUCAGAUCCCACCAUCACCGCGGCACCCCAUCCGAUUGACAAAUUGUCUCUCAAAUCGCAACGCGGAAAAAUCUCCUAUCAUCGUCACCAUCGCAUCGUCGUCGCCAGCACACACAGCAUUGACGGCGUCGAGAGCCUAUCGGUCAUUUAUUGCACUUUUCUGAUUGCUUCUAAUAAUCUGCAAUGAUAAUACACCGCGUGCCGGGCCGCGUUCUCAUCAGUUUGCAGCGAACCUGGGCACGAUCCGGACCGUCGUCGGUCUCUAUACAUUGUCACUGGAAGUCACUGUGCGACAGAAACUCAACAGAAAAACAGGUAUUCAACGACGCCACCCGGUCACUGACGUCAGAGGUUGCUGCAAACAGAAGAAUACGCGUCAUCCAGAGCUUGCAAGCGCCGGGUCGUCAUCAUGUCUACCGCCGUUGUCAAGCCAGACACCGACAGCAAGAUUAAGGAGAAGAAGCCCGCCAAACCUAUGCUAGGAACAGACUUCAUCCCUCCGGAUGGAGGCUGGGGAUGGAUGGUGGUCCUGGCAGCUGGAUGCUCGAAUCUAUGCACAUUCCCGGCUCUUCAACAGUUUGGGUUGCUCUUCCGGGAACGGCUUCAUGAUCUAGGGAUCAAUUCUUCCGAGAUCACCACUAUUAUCAACACCAAUUCGGCUCUGAUGUCCAUCGUAGGUCUCCUCAACGGACCGAUGUUCCGACGGUUCACCUUCCGGCAGGUGGCCUUCUUCGGAGCAUCGCUCGUAACCUUGGGUCUGGCCUUGACCUCCAUGGCAAACUCCUUUCUCGUGUACCUCGUGACCUUUUCAGUAUUAUACGGCUCGGGCGUUGGCAUAACCGCUUCGGCCAACUCUCUAGCGCUGAACACCUACUUCAAAGACAAACGGCGCUACGCCACCGGUUUCUCCUGGACGGCGACUGCCCUCGGUCCAAUCAUCGCUCCUCACAUCAUCACCUUCCUCUUACCGCGGUUCGGCGUCGGCGGAACCGUCCUGAUCUUCGCCGGGUUCGCCAUGAACGCCAUAGUGUGUUCACUACUGCUACAGCCGGUUCAUUGGCAUGCGAAGCCCCUGCCUCCGCCGGACGUCGAAGAAGCCAAACUCGAAGCACAGCGUUGUCAGUAUUGCCAAUCCCAAACCCGCCCACUACGGAAGGAUCACAGCGUCCUGUCCAGUCAGUACCUGUACAACGCGGACGAUGCCUGCACAACGGGCUACGAGAUCAUCGACCCGGGAACGCCAAUGCUUUCGCGAGCAAACGACGGCUGGUACGGAUCUCGGAUGAAUUUAGGAACCCCCAGUCGGGCCCCUUCAUCGAGACCUUCCUACGCCAAUCUAUCCAGCGCCGUUGAAAGAUAUCCCAAAACUGUGACGGAACGCCAAUACCAAGCCGAUAACAACAGCGCCAAAGGCGGCUUUCGAAAGCGAUCCAAUACCUUCAGCCGGGAGAAGGAUGUUCUCAAGAUGGCGUCCAGCAAGCUUGAGCAAAUUCUCGAUCACGAAUCCUGCUGUCAUUGCACCUGCGAAGAGGAUCGGAAAGCCCUACCUGUUGACCCCGUACAGGAGGAGGACGAUCCCGCACCACCACCACUUAGCCUUCUCCAGAAAGUGGUUAUCUUCUUCGAUCUGGACCUGCUGAAGGACCUGGUCUACGUGAACAUCAUGGUCGGCAUAACGCUCGCCAACUUUGCCGAACUGAACUUCUCCGUCCUGACGCCGUUCGUUCUCGGGGAUUUCGGUUUGACCAAAGAACAGAUCGCGCUGGCAAUGUCCUUCCUCGGCGCGAUGGACAUCUUCUGCCGCUUCACGAUACCGUUCAUCGCCGGCAAGAUCGGCUGGGAGAAUCGGACGUUCUUCCUGUUUGGAGUUCUCAACAUGGCGCUGGGCCGAGUCGUCCUAGCGCACUUCCAUUCGUACCCGGUGGUCAUGGCCGUAGCCUGUUGGAUCGGCUUCAACAAGGGCCUUCGGACGGUAUUCAUGGCCUUGGCCAUUCCGUCGCACGUUCCGCUCGAACGGCUUCCGGGUGCGACAGGCAUCCAGCUGCUCUUUUCCGGUCUGUUCUAUCUGUUCGUGGGACCCGUUAUAGGUUUCAUCCGUGAUCGCACCAACUACACGAUCACUCUUCACUGUCUCAAUCUGGCCACGUACGCUAUGGCCAUCAGCUGGGCCGUCGAGAUGUACUACUUAACACCAAGGCGACUGCAGCGACAAGCCCACCAGGAGGCGCAGAAUGGCAUCCGGACGGAACAGGAGCAAAGGGAACAUCUUUUGCAGAAGCAAAAACAGGAUGUCAUCGUUAGUAGAUAG